This is a messenger RNA of Rotaria sordida, 618 nucleotides long. The record is from the annotation of a GenBank genome assembly. Lineage: Eukaryota; Metazoa; Rotifera; Eurotatoria; Philodinida; Philodinidae.
AUGUUGGGCUUUCAAACUCUCUCAUAUCUUCACAAUAUACCAGUCGUUCGUUCAUCAACCAAUAAACUUCACGAGAUGUAUGCCAAAGCUAAAGAUACAAGUAUGCUCGUUCGCCUUCCAUGCAAUUUAGCCGAAACAGUUGCUGAUAAAUCAUUAAAAAUUACUCUUACAGUUGCUAAUCCCCUUGUCAAACCAUUAUAUGGACUUAUGCAUCUAAUUGACGAUUAUGCUUCCGAGAAACUUCGUCAAAUUGAAUCUAAAUAUCCCGCUAUCAACACACCAACUGAAGAGGUUAUGAAUACAUUCAACGAAAAAACUGAAUCUGUUCGUCAUGUAAUGAAUUCAGUUAAGGAUACAACUACAUCAACAAUUCAACAUGGCACAGAGACUGUUUUUCAUGCAACAACAGCUACAGUACAUAAAGCAUCUGAUUGUGUCUUCUCAUUUUGUGAAACAUAUGUACCAAGAAUCCAACAUCUUAAUACCGUCAAAACAACAGAGUUAUGUGAACAUGCUUGUUUAACUGUUAGUUCAUUAUUUAAUUAUGUAUUUCAUUCGGUUCAAUCAUCAUUAAUAUGGUCCAGAAUGUUGACUGUAUAUUCUUUUUGCUUAAAAUAA